AUGUCGGACAAAAUUGUCGUCGCGUUUGAUAUGUACGGCACAUUGUUGUCUACAGACUCGAUUGUGAGACAACUGGACACGCAUGUUGGUCCUACUCAGGCAUCAUCUAUCUCCGCACUUUGGCGCCGAUACCAGCUUGAGUACACAUGGAGAUUGAAUAGCAUGGACAAAUACGAAGAUUUUUCAACUGUCACCCGCAACUCGCUGCGACAGGCAUUAUCCGAGCAUGGUCAACAGCUACCGGACACUGGCAUCGAUGAUUUAUUGGAAGCGUACGACCGUCUAUACACUUUCCCGGAUGUAAGCCCGGCGCUUAACCGAAUCGCAAAUGACCCGACCCUUCAUGCCGUCAUAUUCUCCAAUGGCACGAAGAAUAUGAUCUCAAAAUCAGUCCUACACUCUCCAGACUUAUCCCAGCACGCCAAAGUAUUCCAAGCCUUGGUCACUGUGGAUGACGUGAAAGCGUAUAAGCCUUCACCUGCUAGCUAUCAGCAUUGUGCCCGAACCGUCGGCAAGCAGCCUUCUCAAAUGAAUGAGAUGUGGCUUAUUAGUUGCAACGCGUGGGAUGUUGUCGGGGCGCGCAGUGCUGGUAUGAAUGCAAUUUGGAUCGACCGCGCUGGGAAAGGGUGGCAGGAUGCUGCUGUGCCGGAGCUAAGGCCGACAGCGAUUGUGCGUAGCUUGGAACAUAUCGUCAAUGAGAUCAAGAGAAGACACGAAUAG
Penicillium verhagenii is the source of this 720-nucleotide messenger RNA. Its product is annotated as haloacid dehalogenase, type II. The transcript has 2 exons. Lineage: Eukaryota; Fungi; Ascomycota; Eurotiomycetes; Eurotiales; Aspergillaceae. The coding region runs from base 1 to 720 and encodes 239 amino acids. The record is from RefSeq and is a predicted model, not a curated record. Gene Ontology annotation, molecular function: hydrolase activity, acting on halide bonds, in C-halide compounds.